AUGAGUGUGCGGGUGUCGGCGGUCACAGCGGCCAUGAUGCCCCGGGCUGCCUCACGCUGUUUCCCCGCAGACAGACGCUCGCUGACCGGCCUGACGCUGCAGACAGCUCCGUGGGUGUCCUCACAGGUGUCUCUGUCCUCUCUGGGACUGUUGGUGGUUCUUAAUAUGGAUGAGAUAAAGCUGAAGGACAGAGCUGUCAGUGUAUUGGAUAAAGCCUUGGGGCUGCAGGCUGGACACGCCCACCGCCUCCAGCUGCAGACUCAGGCUGCCGAGCAGCAAAUCGCAGCCCUGAGAGACGCACAGAGGGCGGGGCUAAACCACCCUGGAGACUUCAGGUCUCUGCCCAGACACGACACUAAAGACAGAGAUGGACAGUCCAGUCCAGUCUCCAGCAGGAUGGGGAGGUCAUCUGUCAGCCCAACCAUGAUGCUGUCCGGAGGAGGAGGAGCAGGAGAAUCAAAGUCUGCGUGUAAACUUGGUCGUUCAGCCUCGACGUCAGGAGUUCCUUCACCAGGUGGGACUCCACAACGUCAUCUGCAUGAGCCACAUCACCCCGUCCUCAGCCAGAUGCCAUGGCUCUGCGGAGAUGCCACCAUGAUGGAGAUGAUCGAGAAAAAAAGAAUUUUGUGUCGAGAGAUUAAAGCUCGUCAGAGGCCUGAGAAGAAUCUUUGUAAACAGGACAGUAUGCCCAUCCUGCCCAGCUGGAAGAGGAAGCAACCGCCACCAUAUUCUGCCCCACCCACUGCCACCGCAACUGGACAGACCACGGUGUUCUGGGACACAGCCAUCUGAAAUACACUACAACACAGAAACAAUGAGAAGGAUGAUAAUAAUAUAAUAAUGAUGAUGAUACAGCCAUCAGGCUACAGCCACAACACUGACACCUCUACCAAAACUAGAUUUUCUUCUAGCUGGUUUUCUCUCAUUGUUUUGAUUGACAGUAUCUGAUGACGCUUCACUACUGUCAAUAAAAUGUCAUUAAAGUUACUUACUUACUUAUACUUACGUAAUGUUCUUUAGCACCAAAAGCUGUUAGCGUUUACACAUCAGGAAUAAAUUAAAGAGAUUGAUCAUUGCAUAUACCCUCAUUUAGUUGUGUGUAUCUGGUUAUAGACAAAAUACUGACACUUUCAAAGUAAAGCACAGAGAAACACAUACAGAAAAAGAGACUCUUGUCAAAGAGAAGCAAAAAAGAAACCCAAUAACUACCAGAUAUAACAACAUGAUUUUAUACAGUUUCAAAUAUUCUCUAUAAUUAGCAAUUAAUUUAAUUGUUAAAUUAUUUUUUUCUUUAUCAACUAAUAAAACUGUCAACUAAACAAUGACAUUUAUUUGUAAUCAUGAAUCAAAUAAAUCUUAUAAAUAGUUUUAUUAAUGUCACAUGAAACAACCUCAAGUGGGUCUCGAUCCAGAUGUUGAGAAAACCAGAUGUUGAGAAAAUCAGCAGAAAGAUAAAACACAUUGAUAAAUCUGAAAAUUGACUUGAAAAACACACACACACACACACUAUUCUCCUGCCGUCCAAUCAGAGCGCAGGCAGGGGUGGCCAUACAGGUGUAGCAGAGCUUUCUGUCAUUAUUUUUCUAUCUGACCACUGAAAAAGAUUCAGAUGUUUUUUAAGUCUGACAGUCGUGUAGCAGAAAGCUGUAAAAAGAAAAAAGAAUUUAUAAACUCUUCUCUGUGUGAAAAAAACAAUCUGAAUCUGUCGGUCAAACAUGUCUUUUAUAUUUAAAAAAGAAUCUGUGACGAUUGUCUGUGUGUGAAAGAAAAAGUCAGUAAGUGAUGUUUUUAUAUUUAAAAAUCUUUUAUUAUGAUGAAAAAGCACUAUUUUAAAAUGAGAAUAUUUUGGCAUGUUGUUGAUUGGUUUGGUCUCAUCCACUGUCCCAGAAACACAGACUGGAUUCCACUUUGAAUCAUCUGAUACUGCUCUGAUACUGAUGUUUAAUUCAAGACAGUUUGUUUCACUUUCUGAUGAUUGAAAAACAUUAAUGAUCAGAAAGACUAUCAACCACUGUUACUGUUCCACAUGUUGUCUAAGCAUCUGAUCAGACAGAGACACACAACUAGAAACACAACGCCUGUAAAUCUGUUUUUUUCCUGUGGAACAGCAUGCCUGGCCUGCACAUCUCUGUUGCACUGCAGUGUUCUAGCAGUUUUAAGAUGCAUAAAAGUUUAAAUAAUUUCAACUUUUAAGUGCAGGGCAUAGAGUUGCUUGUCAAUGUCAUGACCCAGACAGGCUGUUUUGAUGCUGUUUGAUAGCCUGCUAGCUAGCUGUUGGACUGUGAGAGUGGUAGGGUUAGCAGCAGGGCGUAGUGGGAUAAAGUAACCUCAGUUAUCACGUCUUUGGAAGGAAGUUAGAGUUUACUCAUCUAGAGCUCAGCAUGUUGUCUGGUCACCCGGGUUGCACACACUGCGUCUCCAUAGGCGCACCGGCUGUUUUUUUACUGACACUCUGUGCUGAGCCGUUUCUGAAGUGGUGGUUGAGUGGUUUUUCCCACAAUAACAUUAUUUACAUAUACUUUACUGUAUGUUGACAUUGGCCUGUUUCGAAUGAAACAAACACACAUGCACACAUGCCGACCUUUGAACUGGCCUUGAACCAAUAGUAACAACUGUAUCAACUCAGCUGUUUUAGAUUGAAUGUUUUCUUUUUGUCUUCAAUCAGAACGCUGUGACGGUCCCUGUCUAGUGUUGAUGUGCUGAUGUGGUUGACCAGUUAUUGUUUUUCCUAUGUGUCCUUGAAGGUACCAUCAGCAGAGUACGGAUUUGGAGCACCUGGUUCAGGCGCUCCUAAAAGGAUAAAAACCCAGUCUCAACUUUGCUCUGGUCUCUCCCUCAUUCGGCUGCAUCCCCGCCAGCAGCAGCAGCACAUUCUCUUUGUUUGGUUUCUGCUUUGUUU
This is a messenger RNA of Morone saxatilis (striped sea-bass), 2899 nucleotides long. RefSeq lists its product as uncharacterized. Gene Ontology annotation, biological process: neuron projection morphogenesis; phosphatidylinositol 3-kinase/protein kinase B signal transduction. The record is from RefSeq and is a predicted model, not a curated record. Lineage: Eukaryota; Metazoa; Chordata; Actinopteri; Moronidae. The transcript has 6 exons. The coding region runs from base 1 to 792 and encodes 263 amino acids.